AUGCAGCAAACCAUUAAGAAAAAUAUUAUGGCUAGCCAUAAUAUGUCAAUCGCAAAGCCAAGUUUUCUCUCUCAACUGCAUCUCUUUCAGCAGUAUCAACUAAGCAAGCCAAAACUUCUAAAAUCCUAUCACGGCAGCUCAAGUGGAAUUUAUAAAUCAUUACCACUCUUAGAGACAAUUCCAAAAAAACCGAGUGUAAAGCAUGAAAAUACUAAAAGAAGGAGCAAAUCUGCGAUAAAACCCAAUUUCAAUGACCAUGAAAAACUGUACGAAACUUUAAAAAUCUCUAAUUCAAUAGAAAAAUUACCGAUUUAUGGGUUUACAAGCCAAACUAAAUUUCCUACUGAUGAAAUUAACCAUCUUUCAAAAAUGCGAAAUAAUAUAAGAAAAGCUAUUGGAGUAAGACAAAAAGGAUUUCCUAGCGUAAAACUCAAAAAAAAGCUCCGAAUCGUUGGAAAAGUCGAUACAACCCUCGUGACUAUUUCCAAAAAAAUUUUCAAUAUCAAGAAUCAUACAAAUUGUAUAGAAAAAGAGUUGAAAUCAAUAAAUAACCCCAAUUAUGCAUCUCAUAAUAUGACCAAAAUGUCUAUAAGUGCAAAAGAGCCUUUUUAUGUACAAGUGGUGGCUUCUCCAAGUGUAUCAGACUUUGAAGAUGAUGUAUAUUUUAAAUCUAUAUAUAAUUAA
Messenger RNA from Blepharisma stoltei, 684 nucleotides. Lineage: Eukaryota; Ciliophora; Heterotrichea; Heterotrichida; Blepharismidae. The record is from the annotation of a GenBank genome assembly.